ACGUGUCCACAGAUGUAAACGCCGGACAGAACUGUGUGCAACUCUGAUUUAAUGAGACACAAAUAAGACAGAAGUAUCAACAGCGUGUAAUACAGCUGUGGCGGAUGUUGAUGACGGAUCAGUCAGGGUGUGUGAGGCGCUUCAGAGUCUGAAAUCCGUCUUCAAUCUGACUUAGAUCGAGUUUCAUGUUUUCCAGGAACCUCGACAGCCCGAAACGGGGUUAAGAGACUUUUCAUCCGGUGGCUCGUACAGUAAGUGGAGAGAUCAGUGAGAUUCAGUGGAAAACUACAGUAAGAAUCGCUCUCAGGCUGCCAGGCGGCGGCGGCUCAUGGAGGACUGGAGCUUCUCGGGGAAAACGGGCUGGAUGGAAACUGGAUAUCUGAGAGGUCUUCCUUACGGCUGGGAGGAGGCCUACACUGCAGACGGAGUGAAAUACUACAUCAAUCACAUGACCCAGACGACAUCAUGGAGCCUCCCUGUGACGAGCGGCAGCGGGGCCCCGGGGCCGUCACCGCCGCCGCAGACCUCGGAGCAAGAGGGAGACGGGGAGGCGUCGGACCGAAGACCCAGCCCGUCCAUCGAGACGGAGAUGUGAAGCAGCAGAGUCGCUUUACUGUUACUGUAA
This is a messenger RNA of Acanthopagrus latus (yellowfin seabream), 625 nucleotides long. Its product is annotated as transcriptional coactivator YAP1-like. The transcript has 4 exons. Gene Ontology annotation, molecular function: protein binding. The record is from RefSeq and is a predicted model, not a curated record. NCBI's taxonomy places the organism in Eukaryota, Metazoa, Chordata, Actinopteri, Spariformes, Sparidae. Bases 329 to 595 code for a protein of 88 amino acids.